Puntigrus tetrazona (Sumatra barb) is the source of this 784-nucleotide messenger RNA. It is a transcript of the gene gh1, whose product is annotated as growth hormone 1. Bases 1 to 657 code for a protein of 218 amino acids. The record is from RefSeq and is a predicted model, not a curated record. Gene Ontology annotation, cellular component: extracellular region. NCBI's taxonomy places the organism in Eukaryota, Metazoa, Chordata, Actinopteri, Cypriniformes, Cyprinidae. Gene Ontology annotation, biological process: growth hormone receptor signaling pathway; positive regulation of growth; positive regulation of receptor signaling pathway via JAK-STAT. The transcript is spliced from 4 exons. Gene Ontology annotation, molecular function: growth hormone receptor binding; growth hormone activity.
AUGAAAAAUGAAUCUCCUUCUUGUCUUCCGCUAGCAUUAGUGCUGUUGUCGGUGGUGCUGGUUAGUGUGUUGGUGAACCAGGGGAGAGCUUCGGAAAACCAGCGGCUCUUCAAUAACGCAGUCAUUCGUGUACAACACCUGCACCAGCUGGCCGCAAAAAUGAUCAAUGACUUUGAGGACAGCCUGUCGCCUGAGGAGCGCAGACAGCUCAGUAAAAUCUUCCCUCUGUCUUUCUGCAAUUCUGACUACAUUGAGGCGCCAACUGGAAAAGAUGAAACACAGAAGAGCUCUAUGUUGAAGCUCCUCCGCAUCUCUUUCCGUCUCAUUGAGUCCUGGGAGUUCCCCAGCCAGACCCUGAGUGCAACCGUCUCAAACAGCCUAACCGUCGGGAACCCCAACCAAAUCACCGAGAAGCUGUCCGACUUGAAAAUGGGCAUCAGUGUGCUCAUCAAGGGAUGUCUCGAUGGUCAACCAAACAUGGAAGAUAACGACUCCCUGUCGCUGCCUUUUGAAGACUUCUACUUGACCAUGGGGGAGAACAACCUCAGAGAGAGCUUUCGUCUGCUGGCUUGCUUUAAGAAGGACAUGCACAAGGUGGAAACCUACCUGAGGGUGGCAAACUGCAGGAGAUCCCUGGAUUCUAACUGUACCCUGUAGAGGGCGCCGGUGUAUUGCAAGUCAAUGCCUCCAAAUCUAAGACCAGUUUAAGUCCUUAAAACUUCCUUAAGUAAUGAGUCGGUCUUAUAUGUGCAGGAAUUGUCAACCAAGCACGGCUAGGCCUGUC